Molecule: messenger RNA, 5696 nt
Organism: Alexandromys fortis (reed vole)
Lineage: Eukaryota; Metazoa; Chordata; Mammalia; Rodentia; Cricetidae
Gene: Chrna2
Product: cholinergic receptor nicotinic alpha 2 subunit
Exons: 10
Coding region: 2112-3641 (509 amino acids)
Biological process (GO): nervous system process; response to nicotine; regulation of membrane potential
Cellular component (GO): postsynaptic membrane; synapse; plasma membrane
Molecular function (GO): acetylcholine receptor activity; acetylcholine-gated monoatomic cation-selective channel activity
Source: RefSeq, a predicted model, not a curated record
UCGCUCCCUUGCUGCCUUAGUUGAGUUCCCAGCUCUGGCUGAGGAGAAAUGAGACGUCAGCUCUAGGAAAAUUGCUGUGAAGAAUGGAGCUUGACGCCGAAAGCUGCUUCUAGCAGCCCUGGCUGAAAAACCCAUAGCCGUCUCCCAACUCACCGCCCCUUCCUGCCUCCAGACCUGAGCCGUCAUCAGGUCCUCUCACGUCCCAGCAGACAGGGUCUAAAGAGGCGGCACUCAAUAGCCCCUGUAUCUACAGUACUUUCUUGCUUCUGUCCACAGUCUGGAACCCACCCACCAGUGAAGAUGUGAAGCUCACCUUCUUCCCAAGAACCUCCGAAGCAGAUUCCUGCCUUAUCAGCCUUCCUCAUACCCAGUUCAUGGGUACACAGUCAAUUGGAUGCACUUAUCCUGACCUUUGUGUGAGGAGGGAGGGAGAGGGGAGGAUUGAUUGUGGCAGCAGCCACAGCAGUGGUGGCGGCAGCAGCAGCGGCGGCUGAUUUUUAAGGACAGCUGAGACAGCAGUACCAGCGAUGCUUUGAGUUUGGAUGCCUGGCACUGUAGCAGGGGCCCAGCAGACAAGCAAUGAAGCUGCUCGGGACUGAGAUGGAGCUGAUGCCUCCCAGGCUCCUACCUGGCCUCCAAGCAGGCCCUCCAGCUUUAGGUCUCUCCCAGGGCCAGGCUUGGACUUCACCUGAGGAAGCCCCAGAGCUGGUGGUUCUCCAAGAUCACCUCUUCAGUGGCACCCCCGUGAAGCCUUCUCUGUCUUCUGGGGCUUCACAGCCCCAGGAAAACUGACCACUCUGUUGAAUGCCCCCACCCCCAGGAAGCCAGCCCUCAUCCCUCAUCCCAACAGUGCCUUCUAAACCCUCCGGGUUCUGCACCUGUGCAACCAUCAGCUGAGACGGCUGAGCUCUAUUCUGCACCUGUCACUCUGCUUCCCAGGGACCCUCAUCAGCUAGCCAGAGGUCUCCCAGCCGGCUUCUUUCCUGCAUGCGCUGAGUGGCCUGUUUUCUUCCAUGACCACAGAAUUGUGCAACCAUCUCCAUUACAUCAUUCCAGAACUUUCUCCAUAUCCAUACCGCACCCAUGAAGACAGCCCGUUGAUCAUCUGGAUUCAUUCCCAUUCCCUUCUGAACUCACUCCUCUGCAUCAUGUUUCCAGAUCCACCUGGCCUGGAAUGCGCCCAUCAACAAACUCCCACAAUAUCUGGCUGGCUUCUUUCACCUCGCAUGUUUUUGAAAUCCAUCCUGUCAAUCACAGAUGCCAUCUUAGUACUUAAUUUCUUCUCAUGGCUGCCCUGUAUUUUACUGUUUAGGUAUCCCAUCCUUUGCUCAACUGUCCAUUGAUGUGGGAGUGUCAUAUAUCAAUCUGUUGAUUUCAUUGGUUAAUUAAAUAAAGAAACUGCUUGCCCUGAUAGGUUAAAACAUAGGUGGGAGGAGUAAACAGGAGGAAGAGGAAGUGAGGUAAGACUCCUCAGAAAGACGCGAGAUAGCUCUGCUCUCAGAGACACAUGCGAUGAAGCUUCCGACUCAGGAUGGACAUAGGCUAGAAUCUUCCCGGUAAGCGCACCUUGGGGUGCUUACACACAUUAUUAGAAAUGGGCUAGUCCAGGUGCGAGAGUUAGCCGAGAAGAGGCUAGAUAUAAUGGGCAAGCAGUGUUUAAAAGAAUACAAUUUGUGUGUUGUUAUUUCGGGCAUGAGCUAGCAGGCGGCCGGGGUGCUGGGGACACAGCCCUGCCGCUUCUUAUUUCAACAGUCCAUUGCUCACGAGCAUUUGUUCACCUGCAUCUUUGGGUCAUUGUUCCUAGGGGCCGUAGUCUUCCGCUGACCGCCCUUUCCAGUAUGAUUAUCCCCACUUCAUAGAUGAGGAGCUGAGGCCACUACAGAAGGAAUGUGGUCCCUUCCUCUGUGAAGGUCAGUCGUGUCUCAGCUUGUCAGCGAUUGAGUGACUUUGGAGAAGAGGAGAAAGAAGCUGCUCCUCUAUGAGGCAGAGCAGCCAAGAAGCCCCGCACUCCAGGCAGGCCUGUUAACAGCCAUGCACGCUCAGAGGAGAGGCAGGGGCCUCACUGAAGCCAGCACCUAGUGGUCCAAGGGAGACCAGGACCCUCUGAAGCCAUGAGCCCCUCCCAUCCUGCUUUCCAGUCCCGGAUAUAUCUUUCUCUCUGGGGUCUCCUUCUGAUGCCAGCAGUGUUGGCCCAGCGAGGCUCACGCACCCAGGCUGAGGACCGCCUGUUCAAACACCUGUUUGGAGGCUACAAUCGUUGGGCGCGGCCAGUACCCAAUACCUCUGAUGUGGUCAUCGUGCGCUUUGGACUUUCCAUUGCCCAGCUCAUAGAUGUGGAUGAGAAGAAUCAAAUGAUGACCACCAAUGUCUGGCUAAAGCAGGAGUGGAGCGACUACAAGCUGCGCUGGGACCCAGCUGAGUUUGGCAACGUCACCUCCCUCCGGGUCCCUUCAGAGAUGAUUUGGAUCCCAGACAUCGUCCUCUACAACAAUGCAGACGGGGAGUUUGCGGUGACCCACAUGACCAAGGCCCAAAUCGUCUUCACGGGCACCGUGCACUGGGUGCCCCCCGCCAUCUACAAGAGCUCCUGCAGCAUCGACGUGACCUUCUUCCCCUUCGACCAGCAGAACUGCAAGAUGAAGUUUGGCUCCUGGACGUAUGAUAAGGCCAAGAUUGAUCUGGAGCAGAUGGAGCAGACGGUGGACCUGAAGGGGUACUGGGAGAGCGGCGAGUGGGCCAUUAUCAACGCCACGGGAACCUAUAACAGCAAGAAGUACGACUGCUGCGCCGAGAUCUACCCCGACGUCACCUACUACUUCGUGAUCCGCCGGCUGCCCCUGUUUUACACCAUCAACCUCAUCAUCCCGUGCCUGCUCAUCUCCUGCCUCACCGUGCUGGUCUUCUACCUGCCCUCCGAGUGCGGGGAGAAAAUCACCCUGUGCAUCUCGGUGCUGCUCUCGCUCACCGUCUUCCUGCUGCUCAUCACGGAGAUCAUCCCGUCCACGUCGCUGGUCAUCCCGCUCAUCGGCGAAUACCUGCUCUUCACCAUGAUCUUCGUCACCCUCUCCAUCGUCAUCACGGUCUUCGUGCUCAAUGUACACCACCGUUCCCCCAGCACCCACAACAUGCCCCGCUGGGUGAGGGGGGCCCUGCUAGGCCGGGUGCCCCAGUGGCUGAUGAUGAAUCGACCCCUGCCACCUAUGGAGUUCCACGACUCUCCCGGUCUGAAGCUCAACCCUGCUUAUCACUGGCUAGAGACCAACAUGGAUGCCGAAGGAAGGGAGGAGACAGGGGAAGAGGAGGAAGAUGAAAAUAUUUGUACGUGUGCAGGCUUCCCAGACGCUUCCAUGGGUAUCUUCUAUGGCCUUGGCAGCCUGCAUCUGAGGGCCCUGGAGCCUGAGUUCAAGGCUCCCUCUCAGGAUAGCGAGAUCGUGCUGUCCCCGCAGAUACAGAAAGCACUAGAAGGUGUACACUACAUUGCUGACCAUCUGAGGGCUGAGGAUGUCGACUCUUCGGUAAAGGAAGAUUGGAAUUACGUGGCCAUGGUGAUAGACCGGAUAUUCCUCUGGCUGUUCAUUAUUGUCUGCUUCCUGGGGACCAUCGGGCUCUUCCUCCCUCCAUUCUUGGCUGGGAUGAUUUGAUCUCAAGUCCCUCAUGUUGGCUCCAAGAUGACUUCUGGCCUUCUCUAACUGAAGCCAUCUCUAGAAUGUUCUUUUGGGUCAAUACCAUCUGUCUGCAGAGUUUCUCUGAGGCCCCCAAACUAGUCUAGUCUUUACACCCUCUUUGGAACAGCUCACAAUGAUAUUGUUGUGCCAAGUGCUGAGACCCCUCUACAUGACACCUGCUUAGGGAUGCUGGGGACCCAGAAAUGGUGAAGACAUUUGCUCUGCAGAAGCUGACAAUGUGGUGGUGACAUGAGGAAGAAUAAGAUAUUCCUGAAAGAGGAGUAGGAGCCAUAUAUGACCAAAGGAUCAAACAAAGGGACGGAGGGGUCAGACCAGGGCAAAGGGAAUUAGAACACCGCCCCAAGGAUGGGCACAUGGGGACAAAGGGCCUGGUGCAGGAGAGCUCUGAACAGCACUUUGGAUUCAGAGUGUCAGGUCGGACAAGCAGGGUGGGGAGUCUGGGAAGGCAGGGUGGGUAUCUUUAAUCCAGACCUAGGAAGAAGUUUGGGGUCUUCUCUGAACCCGUCUCUGUGUGCUUUGUGAGGCAAAUAUCAACAGGACAAGACUAUUUCCAGAAGGAGUGAGGCACAGAAGUCCCCAACCUAAGGGUCUUGACCCCUUUUGCAUAUUAGAUAUCCUACAUAGCAGGUAUUUGUAUUAUGAUUCCUCACAGUAGCAAAAUUAUAGUUAUGAAGUAGCAAUGACAUGAUUUUAUGAUGGGGGGGUCACCACAACAUAAGGAGUUAACUGUAUUAAGGGUCACAGCACCGGGAAGGUUGAGAACCACUGGUCUAGAGGUCCUGGUGGAGGCUUGCAGCAAAGGAAUGGCAUGUGGCUGGCUGGAAGUGGCUGGGCUCUGAUUCAUUUGAAAGCACCUUUGAACCCCAGGUUGCCCUCAGCAUCAUGUCUCAUGAUUCUGUGCCACAAAGAGGACUAGUAAUUGCUGCCAGGGAUCAGGGCUACCUUCAACUCAUUAGUGGGCACACUAAGAAGUCAAUCUCUACUGGGGGUACCCCUCUUGUCACCCAAAGGCCCUGGUCUCCAAUUCCCUGCUCUGUCAGCAUGACUUGCAUAGAAACUGAAGGUUUGCUUCAAGCUCUUUAGAUUACAUACUCCUUUCGGGCAGAACCUCUGCUUUUGUUUUCUCUCCAACCACGCUGGGUGACGGAACUCAGCACCUGGACCAUUCGUUCUGAGCAGUGGAAAGAAACGAGCCUGGUUGCUCUGGGCCCCAGAACCACUGGAUAACAUCCAAUGUUCAAGGUCGUUUCUUCCCCCAAGCAACCGUUCCUCAGUCCCAUCAGGUGGCUAGCCUGCUCUGAAUUGUUCUGCACAGUGUAUUCUUGCACUUGGAAUAUCACAAGGCCCUCCACUGCACAGGAGCCCAGGGGAUCGGGCCUCUCACAACACUGUCCAGUCCCUGAGGAGUCAGACCUCAGAAGGUCACAGCAAUGACAUCCCUGAUUGCUAAUAGAUAUAGAGACCAAGGCAGGAAGCAGAGUAGGGCAAGCUUCUGGUGUGUCUGUCUCAGGGUGUUCUCCUUCUGAACCCCACACACUGUGCAUUGAUAGACCCAAGGGAAACCUGCUCACCAAAGGCCUCACUGGGACGCUCCGCUAUCAGUUCCCAUGAGCCCCUAAUCAGUCAUUAAUUCAGUUCUUGGCUCUUCCUUCCUCCAGUGAAGGCAGCCUGUGGCCUCCCCUCCACCUGUUCUAAGCCCUCGGAUGUGAUUUCCUCAUGGGGAUGCUUUGUUGCAUGCAUGCUCCCAUCCUCCUUGCACGCGAGUGAAAUGCUGAAAUAAAGCUGAGACGGUUGCUCUCAAAGCCGUCAUGCCUUCCUGCCACCUCAGCUGUCACUGGCAUCAUCUAGUCCCCUCAGAGUCUAGGUGGUUUGGGGACAGUCUCAGGGGAGAAGUGUCCCACAGAGGGAACUACAUGGUGUCUUCCUGGAAAGCUUCCUUUUGGAUGAGGUGCCACGACAGCCUACGUGGAGCAAAGGGCAGGAGGCCACCUCCCACUUCUCAUGGGCUGU